Messenger RNA from Solenopsis invicta (red fire ant), 1025 nucleotides. Its product is annotated as putative nuclease HARBI1. The transcript has 5 exons. The record is from RefSeq and is a predicted model, not a curated record. Lineage: Eukaryota; Metazoa; Arthropoda; Insecta; Hymenoptera; Formicidae. Bases 38 to 808 code for a protein of 256 amino acids.
AUAUCAACGAAGAGUUGGACAAGAAUUUUUGACGUGCAUGUCACAAACAUCUUUAAGUCGUUCUCUUCAUGGCACUGUUAACGCUCUGAAUUGUGCAAUGAACAAUUGGAUUCGUUUCCCAGUAACUGCUGGCAGAAUUCAAGAAAUCAAACAAGGAUUUUUCAUAAAUGGUGGUUUUCCAGGCGUUAUUGGAGCAAUAGAUGGUACACAUGUUGCCAUUGUUCCACCCGAAGCUGAGAGGGAAUAUUUAUUUAUAAACAGAAAGUUAUAUCAUUCACUAAAUGUGUUGGUUAUUUGUGGUUCCAACUGCGAAAUUCUCGCGGUAAAUAGUGCUCAUGGUGGCCGAACACAUGAUGCUCGAGUGUUACGAUCAUCGAGAAUAUUUGCUCAUUUAGAACGGAGACACAGAGAAGGUGAAAUUGAUAGCUGGCUUCUAGGUGAUUCUGCAUACCCACUUUUACCUUUUUUGCUGACACCAAAAUUAAAUCAAGAAGAAGGAACUCCAGGUGCAAGGUACACAGAUCAUCAUUGUCAGACUCGUGUGGCUGUUGAACGAUGUUUCGGCAUUUUAAAAGGUCGCUGGCGUUGCUUACGGAAAGAACGAGCUUUACAUUAUCGUCCACAAUUCGCUGCUCUAAUUGUCAACGCUUGUUGCGUUCUGCAUAACAUGGCAAUCAGAUGGGGAAUCCCUUGUGAUGAAAUACAUCGCGAUGAACUAGACGUUGCACCACCGAUAGCAUAUGAUGGUAUUGAUGAAGAACGUGGAGAACAAACACGAAAUCGAGUGAUUCAGUGGUAUUAUACUUAAUCGAGUGAUUCAAUGGUAUUUUACUUAAUCGAGUGAUCAAUUACUCUUUAAUUCAAUAUUAAUUGUCAAUAUUAAAAAUGGUACAUUUCAAUUGUAUAUAAGAAACAAUAUCUGUAAGAAAAUUUAUUUUUAUUUAUAUAAAAUGUUUACAUAAAAUGUUUAAACAAGAACAUGUGUACUUUAUUCUAAAUAAAUUGGAGCAAUGGUUUGAACAAUA